AUGGAUAAACUGUCAACCAAAACGGAUACCUCAUAACAGCUGUUCAAUUUCUUAAUAUUAUAAUAAUAAAUUCUGCAACAGGAAGAGUCUUUCGAUGCUUAUAAAGUAAAUGUUAAUUAGCACGAGAUAUCUAAAACUGAAUUUAUUUCAACAAGAAACUUACUGUCUUUAGGAUUUCCAAUAUAAAAUGUCUGAUGAUGCCGAGCAACAGGCUGAAGAAGUUGAGGUUUUAAAGUCCAUUUACGAAGGAGACGAGAACUUCAAACAAUUAAAUGACAAGACUUAUCAGUAUAAGUAUAGAGAGGAAGAGAAAUCAUUCAUAGUAGAGAUAUGUUGGGGUCCUACAUAUCCUACAGAGAAACCUAGAAUCAAUUUAGAAAUAUUUUACAAUCAACACUUGAUUUCAUCUGUGAAAGAAAAUAUUCUGAAGAUUCUUGAUGCCGAAGCAGAGCAGUGGCUUGGUUGUGCUAUGACAUAUACAUUAUUUGAGUGCCUUAGAGAAAAAGUGCCUGAGAUUCUUGCUGAACAAGUAGAGGAGGUGGUUGCAGUGCGAUUAGAGAAAGUGGCAAUAACAGAACAGUUGGAAUCUAAGAAGCCAGAAAAGAAAGAACAGCUCAGCAAAUCACAAAAGAGAAGAGCAUGGGACAAAGCAGAAAUGGGUAAAGGUGGAGAGAAGCCAAGGGGCUGGGAUUGGGUUGAUAUUGUCAAGCACUUGUCACAAGCACCACAUGUUCAGCCAUCUUGACACUAAUGAGAGAUAGUAGAACCAGGAAAAAGACAAACAUGCUUAUUACUCUGCAGGUGUUCACGCAUACUGUAAUGCAUAAUGUAACAAGUUUUAGUCAAACAAAUAAUCUCAGAUUAUAUUAUUAUAUCAAUUACAGAAGCCUCAUUUACAAUCACUAUUUUUAAUCCUGCUACAAUAUUGUAUGUAUAAAUUCCAUAGAAGUAGUAUGGAAAGUAUUACUCCCAUAAAAAUAUAAAACAUAUUUUACCCAAGAAACAGGUUGAUUUUUUAUAUACUGAUAUUAAUGAAAUGAAAUCUGUACUAUACAUGCUUUUGUCUGGUAAAUGUAUAUAUUACUAUUAUU
This is a messenger RNA of Pieris brassicae (large cabbage white), 1091 nucleotides long. RefSeq names its product RWD domain-containing protein 4. Lineage: Eukaryota; Metazoa; Arthropoda; Insecta; Lepidoptera; Pieridae. The transcript is spliced from 5 exons. The record is from RefSeq and is a predicted model, not a curated record. Bases 188 to 745 code for a protein of 185 amino acids. Gene Ontology annotation, molecular function: protein binding.